Messenger RNA from Prinia subflava (tawny-flanked prinia), 1852 nucleotides. It is a transcript of the gene U2AF1, whose product is annotated as U2 small nuclear RNA auxiliary factor 1. Gene Ontology annotation, cellular component: U2AF complex; spliceosomal complex. The transcript has 8 exons. The record is from RefSeq and is a predicted model, not a curated record. The coding region runs from base 1247 to 1735 and encodes 162 amino acids. Gene Ontology annotation, biological process: mRNA splicing, via spliceosome. Gene Ontology annotation, molecular function: metal ion binding; pre-mRNA 3'-splice site binding. Lineage: Eukaryota; Metazoa; Chordata; Aves; Passeriformes; Cisticolidae.
AUAAUGAAGAGUGAGCAUGUUGCAAUUUUACAGUAGAAUGCUUUGCUAGAGAUCAGAUGUGCUUUAGUACUUUAAUAAUUCUCCCCUCCAUGAGUUGAUGUUGAUUACACAGGAUUGUGGAAAAGAAUUGGUGUUAAUUAUGGGAAUAAUAAUUUUUCUUCCAGGAGAAUUCUGAUAUUUCACUUACCCAUAUAUAUAGCCCAUAAUAGUUUUCUUGCCCUUCAGAAUUUUGCAUUUCCCUGUCAAGGUAACUAAAUUCCUUGUGGUUUUCUUUCAUCAUUCUGUGUGAAUUACACCUUUUUGUGGUAGUUCUAGUAGCAUUUCUAAACCUGGAUCAUUAUCAAGGUGUCAUGAGAUGGAUCAUUCAAGAAAAAGCCUGUGGUUUAAAACAAGCAGCUUGCUCUUAAAAUCAUUAAUUAUAUUCAUGGAAAUGCCUUAACUAAAUGAAUUUAUUUUGCUUAUGUGUAUUCUUUCUGUAACGUGGUUUUCUCUUCCCUGAGUUAUUUCGAGUGCUGUGUUGGUAGCAGCCUGAGUUACCUUUAGAGUAUAAUUUUAAAAAGUGCUUUAUAAAAGAUGAGAGAGGUGCAACUGUGUCAGUUUUACAGCAGAUUUUAUUGCCUGGACCCAGGGCUGCAUCAACUCAGCCACAGAGCUCCCAGUACAUUUUCAGACUUUUUUCCUCAUUAUUUUCCAUCCCAUCACUGAAACUGAUGUAAAGACAAGACUGAAGAAGCAGAAGAGUAAAACAGAGAUCACUUCUGUGUGGUGGAUGAUGAAACCACUUUGGGGGAAGCUGGUCAGAUACUGGCUGUAAAUUAGGGGUCAAAGGAAGGAAUACGGACAGGUUUGUUGGAAUGCUUUCCUGUACAGUUUUGAUGUGGAGCUUUUCUCUGUGUUACUUCUCCACAUCAAGAUAAAGACAUUUAGGGCAUAUGCCUUUUUUUUUGGCAAAUUAUUGUUUUCUGUGCCAGUGUGUAACUACCUUAUUAAUUUUUUUCUUGCAGAGUCAACUGCUCAUUUUAUUUCAAAAUUGGAGCUUGUCGCCAUGGAGACAGAUGUUCUCGGUUGCACAAUAAACCAACAUUUAGCCAGACCAUCUUGAUUCAAAACAUCUAUCGUAACCCCCAAAACAGUGCACAGACGGCUGACGGCUCACACUACCAUUGCCCUCUUGAACAUUUACCGUAACCCUCAAAACUCUUCCCAGUCUGCUGACGGUUUGCGCUGUGCUGUGAGCGAUGUCGAGAUGCAGGAACAUUAUGAUGAGUUCUUUGAGGAGGUGUUCACAGAAAUGGAGGAGAAGUACGGCGAAGUGGAGGAGAUGAACGUUUGUGAUAACCUUGGAGAUCACCUAGUUGGAAAUGUAUACGUAAAGUUCCGCCGUGAAGAGGAUGCAGAAAAGGCCGUGAUCGACCUGAACAAUCGCUGGUUCAACGGGCAGCCCAUCCACGCCGAGCUCUCGCCCGUGACUGACUUCAGAGAGGCCUGCUGCCGUCAGUACGAGAUGGGCGAGUGUACACGAGGAGGUUUCUGCAACUUCAUGCAUUUGAAGCCCAUUUCUCGGGAGUUAAGGCGCGAGUUGUAUGGGCGGCGUCGUAAAAAGCAUCGAUCCAGGUCGAGGUCCCGCGAGCGCCGCUCGAGAUCCAGAGACCGCGGCCGCGGCGGCGGCGGAGGCGGCGGCCGCGAGCGGGACAGGAGGCGGUCAAGAGACCGCGAACGGUCCGGUCGAUUCUGAGCCAUGCCAUUUUUACUGUAUGUCUGCUAGAAAGUGUUGUAGUUUGACCAAACAAGUUCAUAAUGACAUUUUUUUUAAAGAUGGGCUUCUGAAUAAAAAAUUUGUAGUGAUACAGUA